This is a messenger RNA of Closterium sp. Naga37s-1, 1755 nucleotides long. NCBI's taxonomy places the organism in Eukaryota, Viridiplantae, Streptophyta, Zygnematophyceae, Desmidiales, Closteriaceae. The record is from the annotation of a GenBank genome assembly.
AUGGCGCGAGCACUACAAUUGCAUCCCACGGAGCCCUCUCUCUGGCUCUACGCCGCAUCUUAUGAAUUCACGCACCGCAUGAACGCGCCUGCUGCGCGCACGCUGCUGCAGCGGGGGCUGCGCAUGUGCUGCCCGCAGCUCUCCGCUGGGGGAGGCGGGGGGAAGCCGGGGGGAGCCAGGGGAAGCGGGGGGGGCGCAGUGGGCGCUGGAAAAGGGCCAAAGGGAGGGGCGGGCGGAGGGGCGGGUGAGGAGCGGGCAGGUGUGACGAUUUCCGAGGCUGGGAACAUUUCGAUCGUGCCUGCCCGGGUUUUGGAGGCGUCUCGUCUGUUGUGGAGCGAGUAUUUGCGCAUGGAGUUGGUUCAUGCACGGAAGCUUAAAGCGAGACAGCUACUACUGGGGAUAGAGACUGAGGAGGGGGGUGGGCAGGGUGGAGGGGAGGGGGAGGGCGGGGAAGGGAAAGAGGAAGAAGGGGGAGAGGGAGUGGGAGGUGGGGAGGGCUCGGAGGGGGAAGGGAUGGAGCAGGACGAGGAGGGGAAGGAGGGGAAUGAGGAGAAGGAGGGGGAGGGGAAGGGGGAAGUUGGGAUGGGGGAUGGUAAAGGUGAUGGCAGCAGUGGGAAGAAAGGGAGCAAAGGGAAGAAAGGGAGCAGCAAACCAGUCUCGAGUGAUGAGCUGGCAGUGCAGGUGGCGACAGUGGUGUGCCGCACCGCAAUCAAAUCGAAUCCCAAAGAUCUGCUGCUGCGCGUGGCCCUGCUGGAAGCCCUGCGAUUGGGCGGCGGGCAAGCAGAGGCAGAGGCGGAAGAGGAAGAGGAGGAAGAGGAGGAGGAAGAGGAGGAGAAGGUGGAGGAAGGUGAGAGAGAGCAGGAAGGGAAAGAAGGGCAGGAGAACGAACAGGGGGAGAGGGCAGAAGGAGAGGAGGAGAAGGGGGAGGGAAGCGCCAAGGCAGCAGGCACGGAAGGGGGCAAAGGAGCAGAGCAAGGGGAGGGAGCAGGGAGGAAGGCGGGGCGGGCGCGGAGGCGGGUGGUAGAGCUGAAGGGGUUGGAUGCGGUGGAGGAGGAGGUGUGUGGCGGGCUGGCAGCCGCCUUCCCUGAGAGUGCCACGGCGCUUGAGGUGCUGGCUAGGCGGUGCUUGCGGCGGGGCCGCAGAAGAGCGGGAGCGGAAGAGGAGGCGGAGCAGGCUGCGUUGAAGCAAGUGGAGGCAGCAUCAAGCCUGGCAGCCCUGCAAGCCACAGUGGACGCACUCGUCACAGCAGCAGCCACCAUCGCCUCCCCCACCACCUCCUCUUCCGCGCUGCCCCCAUCACCUGCUGCUGCUACAUCUGCUGCUGCUGGGUCAGUUUCUGCACCUGCUGUCAGCAGCACCGAGGACCCAUCAUGGCACGCGCGGCAUCUACUGGCAGCGGUGCAGUGUGCCGCCCUUGCCACUGCCAAGAGGCGCUUUGGCAUCGCUGCCGCCCGCCAGCUGUACGCCAGGUUCUUCUCGCUCCCAUUCGCCUCAGAGCCGCUCUUCCUGAGCGCCAUUCACAUGGAGCGCGAGUGGGAGACGGAGCAGAGUGGGAAGGGAGGGAAGACCGCGGAGAGGAGGAAGGGCAGUGGGCACGUGGAGCGUCUGUUUGACUCGGCGCUGCAGCGAUUCGGUGCCUCCAGUGCUGAUCUCUGGCUGGCGUACUGCCAAUACGCGCUUGAGGUGAACGACACGGGCCUGCACUUGACCAUCCACUGGAAGGCGUGCCACUCGCUGCCCGAUGCAGUCGGGUAG